CAUAAACACAUAUUUGUAUUUGGUCAAACAAAACGAAAUAUAAAAUUCAACCAGACUUAACCUUAAAUUAAUUUAUGAAUUUUCAAUAUCAGUAAUUCAGUAUAAUAAAUCCAAAUUCUUUUCUAUCUUACACACCAUUGUUUUAGGUAACGAUUUUCUUAAUUUUUUUUUAAAAAAAAAAUACUUUUAUGAGUUAUUCUGUUAUGGUUUGGAGUAUAUAUGCAAAUUAUGCCAUUAUAGAAUAUUAAGUAGUUAUUAUUUAUUAAAAUAAACAAAUAAAUUAGAGAGAGAGAGAAAGAGAGAAAGUGGGUGUGACUGAAACUCCAAGGAAACAAAUUCACUUUCCUCAAUUCGAAGAAGAAGAAGGAGAAGAAAGAUAGACGGCUUAGGCAGUCCUCUAAGUCUCACAGUCACAGUAAUAAUUCAGUGAAAAAAGUUUGAAGAUGAGUGACAAUAUAAUGGAGAAAGUGAGCGCUUUUGGAGAGCGUCUCAAGAUUGAAGGGGCCGACGUGGGUAGAAAGAUGACUGCGGGAAUCAGUUCGAUGAGCCUUAAGAUGAAGGAGCUCUUUCAAGGCCCAAACCAGGCGGAUAAGCUUGUCGAUGAUGCAACCUCAGAGGCACUGGAGGAGCCUGACUGGGCCUUAAAUCUUGAUAUUUGUGACAUGAUCAAUACUGAGAAACUCAACAGUGUUGAACUGAUUCGUGGGAUAAAAAGGCGAAUUGUUUUGAAGAAUCCUAGGGUUCAAUAUUUGGGUUUAGUGCUACUUGAAACUUGUGUCAAGAACUGUGAGAAGGCUUUCUCGGAAGUGGCGGCUGAGAGAGUUCUUGAUGAGAUGGUGAAGCUCAUUGAUGAUCCUCAGACUGUUGUUAACAAUCGUAACAAGGCUUUGAUGUUGAUCGAGUCGUGGGGGGAAUCAACUAGUGAGCUCCGUUAUUUGCCAGUUUUUGAAGAAACAUACAAGAGUCUAAAAUCAAGGGGAAUUCGGUUCCCUGGUCGCGACAUGGAGAGCCUGGCACCUAUUUUUACUCCCCCUCGUUCAGUUUCAGCUCCUCCAGAACCAGAUGAUAGUCUUUUGCAGCAAAUUCAGCGUGAGCCCCCUGUCCAAAGCUUUACAGCUGAACAGACAAAGGAAGCAUUUGAUGUUGCGAGAAACAGCAUUGAGCUUCUUUCUACAGUCUUGUCCUCAUCACCACAGCAAGAUGUUCUACAGGAUGACUUAACAACCACACUUGUACAGCAGUGUCGUCGGUCCCAGGCUACCAUACAGAGAAUGAUUGAAACUGCAGGAGAUAACGAGGCCCUGCUAUUCGAGGCAUUGAAUGUGAACGAUGAGAUCCAGAAAGUAAUGUCCAAGUAUGAUGAGCUGAAGAAGCCAUUAGAUGUUUCAGCUGAGCCAGAACCAGCUAUGAUACCUGUUGCCGUCGAGCCUGAUGAGUCACCCCGGCAUACAAGGGAGGAAGAGGCAUUGGUCCGAAAGCCAGCUGGCUCUCGGAUUGGAUCCCAGGGAGGAAGCAACGACGACAUGAUGGACGACCUUGACGAAAUGAUAUUCGGGAAGAAAGGUAGUGGCGGUACGUCAGAAGGUGGGCAAGAUGGUAAGAAACAAGCAGCAAAGGAUGACUUAAUAUCAUUUUGAGUCUGGUAGUGGUAGACUACUGGUAAUUCCUUAAAUAUUUGGACUGAGUGAGACCUGUGACUGUCAUGGUUGUUAUGUUGGAAUGUUUAAAAGUCCUUUUUUUUCUUUUUAAUUUGAUAUAUACUGGAGGUAUUUAUCCAUUUUCAUUCUUCUUUUUAUUACCAUUUAUUUCCUCAUUCACUUUGUGUAAGUAAUUUAUGAUGGCUGAUGAUGAUGAGGUCUGUUAUAUUUUAUAGAACAGUGGAUUAUUCAUGGAUGAUAUCCAUUUUCAUUUUCUUCA
This is a messenger RNA of Cannabis sativa, 1917 nucleotides long. Its product is annotated as TOM1-like protein 1. Gene Ontology annotation, biological process: protein transport to vacuole involved in ubiquitin-dependent protein catabolic process via the multivesicular body sorting pathway. The transcript is spliced from 4 exons. Lineage: Eukaryota; Viridiplantae; Streptophyta; Magnoliopsida; Rosales; Cannabaceae. Bases 444 to 1637 code for a protein of 397 amino acids. Gene Ontology annotation, molecular function: ubiquitin binding; phosphatidylinositol binding. The record is from RefSeq and is a predicted model, not a curated record.